UUGUAUUUGUACAAAUCAUAGUAAACAACAAAAACCAUGAACUUUAACAAAUAUUUUGCAAUUUUCGUCAUUGUAGUCUUGUGCCUUUUAGGCCAACAGGCUGCCAAGGCUCAUAGCAUUUUUGGAAAUUUGAAAAAGGAUGUAGAAAGUGGUGCUCAUAAAGUGGGUGCUAAAUUGGAUAAUGUUGGCGAUAAAGUGGUAAGUGAUGUCCAUGAAACUGGUGGUAAAUUGGUCAAUAUUGGCGAUAAAAUGGAAAGUGAUGUUCAUGAUACUGGUGCCAAGUUGGUUAAUACUGGUGAAAAAGUGGCAAACGAAACUCAAGAAGUGGGAUCUGAAUUGAAAAAUGAUGGCAAACAAGUGGUUAAGACGGCCAAGAAAGCUUAUAAGGUCUACAAAAUCGCUAAAACUGUUCAAACAGCUGGAAAGGUUAUAGGAGCAGUCGGCACUGUUGUUGGUGUAAUUCAAAAUGCCUAAUUGUUAUAGUCUUUGAAUACGAAGUAUUUUUUAAAUAUUGUUUUAAAUAAAGAAAUAUAUUGAUUAUUGCAAAUUAUAAAAA
This is a messenger RNA of Lucilia sericata (common green bottle fly), 556 nucleotides long. RefSeq lists its product as uncharacterized. The record is from RefSeq and is a predicted model, not a curated record. The transcript has 9 exons. NCBI's taxonomy places the organism in Eukaryota, Metazoa, Arthropoda, Insecta, Diptera, Calliphoridae. The coding region runs from base 37 to 474 and encodes 145 amino acids.